Molecule: messenger RNA, 660 nt
Organism: Thyridium curvatum
Lineage: Eukaryota; Fungi; Ascomycota; Sordariomycetes; Thyridiales; Thyridiaceae
Exons: 1
Coding region: 1-660 (219 amino acids)
Source: RefSeq, a predicted model, not a curated record
AUGCAGGACCAACACGCAGGUCUGCCUGUCCCCUUGAGUCGGUGCGAGAAGGCCUUUCAGACUGGCAGGAGCUGCUCUGCUCUCCAAUUGCCUUUGAACAACACACCUUGUCCGCGUUUCGCGUUUCGCCGAGAACUGUGGGCAAUGUGCCCGGAGCACCAUCGAUACUACGUCAACUCCAAUCUCAACCUCCUCAGACGAUACCCAGAGCCUCUAGUAUACCAGUUCAAGGGCGCGUUUGAUCGGAUACUGCUGGACUUGGACAACAAAGACGCAGACACAUGGGCCGACUAUAGACGCUUCAGCGAGCGGGUGGCCCAGACUCUCGCCGUGGUGGCAGAUUACCUCGCUAACCCGCCGUGGGAUGCACCCCGAUCACUUACCCGAGAGCCCAGGGACAGGCGUAUCAAGAAUCUGCCCUGGGGUAUGCCAGACUAUAUGAUGCCGAAGCCAGAUGGUGGCUUUUUCAUGAGAUAUCACAUUCCUGAGGGAUGGUUCACGUUGGUGUCCAGACGCGAGAUCCUGACUGACUGGAAGAUGGGCUCCGCGUAUGAGCUUCUAUCUGUGGCUCUUCCGAGUCCCUACGUCUCAAGGGAACACUUUUAUCGAGCUGGUUUGCUGAGGCGACUGGUCCACACAGUAGUCAUGGAGCUGGAUUAA